GACUUGUUUGGCUUUGUUUAAUUCAUUAAUCGAGCCCAAAAAGAUGUGGUGUGGAAUAUUAUGAUCUGUAAUGCAAGCCCCUACAAUCAGAAUUACUAUAGCCUGUAGACAGUGUAUAUUUUUGCUUUCAUUACAUGUUUGUUCUUCAAGAUUUUAUUUGUAGUGUUGCUUUGUUCGACUUUUCCAUGUAGAAAAUUCAGUGUCAUGUAUUCCUUUCAAGUUAGUCUCUUUUUGCAGGAGCACAGAAUAAAUCUUAUAGGCAUAUUGCCAGAAUUACCUUCAUCUUUGUUUUCAUUACAUUUUUGUUCUGUAAAUUUAUCCGCUAUCUUUUUUACCAUAUAAUGUCAUAAUAGUUUGUCAUUCCAAUCUCCAUUUUCCUUGAUACUUCGUACCAUACUAGUAUCUUGUUCAUGCUUGUGUUUUCCCUAGAAUCCGAAAUUUUGACUCCCUUGAUUCAUAUCUUGUGAAAGUAUACCUUCUACCACAUAUGUGUAUAAUGUACAUGUAACAACUAUAUCUUCAAACCUUCAAGGAAGGGUUUCUUUUUCUUCCAUAGUUAGAUGGUCCUAUUUCAAUAAGAAUCUAUACCCUACUUUAGAAUACAGAAAAACAAAAUCCUCUGCAAUUAUUAUUGGUAUUUUAAAGGGAUAGACUUGUCUUCUUUUCCUUAUGACAAUUAUCACACGGUCCAUUUACUGCAUAUGUUACCUCAACUGUUCACUUUUUCUCUUGUUUUCCAUUUCUAUAAUACAUUGUAUUGCUAGUGACUGCUUGACGGAAAAUUCUGUGAUCUCUGAUGGUUCUAACAACACUAGUACUCUAGUUUCUCCAGGUCAAGUAUUUGAGCUUGGAUUCUUUGCACCUGAAGGGAACAACAAUAAUAGAAAGUUUUUGGGCAUAUGGUAUUACAACCAGUCUAGUCCAAGGAUUAUAGUCUGGGUUGCUAAUCGAAAUAAGCCAUUAUUAGAGUCAAAUGGCUCUCUGAUCCUAAAAGAUGGUGCUGCUAAGGUGCUAGAUAAUAACGAUGCAAUAUACUGGUCAACAGAUGUUCCUGCACCUGUGAAUUCAACACUUUGUCUAGAUGACAGCGGUAACUUAAUAUUGUACAAAAGGGGACAACGAGGAAAACAGAAAUUGUGGCAAAGCUUUGAUUACCCCACUGACACAUUUCUUCCAGGAAUGGACAUUACUGAGAAGAAUUUGACUUCAUGGGAGACUAAUAACAAUCCAUCACAGGGAAACUAUAUGUUAACUUUGCAGAUUCAAGGGAAUGAAGAGAGCUUGGUUAUUUUGAAAAAGGGAUCACUCCAUUAUUGGGAGAGCGAAGCAACACCUUUUGAUCAGGCUCCCCAAUCUCUGUUUAAUUUAUUGCUUAACAUUCAGCAGGAUAGUUACAAAAAUACGAGGUUGGUAAUGAAUUUCACCGGACAGAUUCAAUUUUGGAAAUGGGAAACUGAAAGAGGCUGGUCCCUGAAAUGGAUGGAGCCAAAGGAUAGAUGUAGUUUAUACAGUACAUGUGGAAAUUUUGGUAGUUGCAAUAGCAAUGAUGGGUUGUGCAAGUGUUUGCCUGGUUUCAAUGCUAGUUCUCCAAAGAGGUGGGCUACAGGAAAUUUCUCUGAGGGUUGUUCCCCAAAGUCGGUAUCUUGCAGUAGAAAUUAUUUGGCAGAUGAAUUUUUGAGGAUGCCUAUGAUGAAAGUGAGCACCCCAAAGACCAAUCGGACAAAUGUUGGGUCCUGCAAGGGUGAUUGCCUUAAGGAAUGUGAUUGUGUAGCUUAUUCUUGUGGUGUCAGUAACUGCACAGGAGCAUUAAAUGAGAUGUGCUUGAUGUGGUACUAUGAACUUACCAAUUUGCAGGAGGAGUAUUCCAAGGGGUUUACUAUCUUUGUCCGCAGUGCACUUUCUGAUAUAGAAUCAACUCCAAGAGACUGUAAGCCUUGUGGACCUUACAGCAUUCCCUACCCCCUCAGCACUUCUACAAAUUGUGGAGAUUCAUCAUACUUUAAUUUCCACUGCAAUGAGCAAAUAGGGCAGGUUAACUUCUCAACUUCCAAAAAAAUUUUCAGAGUCUCUUCCAUUGAUCCUGAUGCAAAAAGAUUUUCCAUCCAAGUCACGCAUGUUAAUAGCUGUGACAGUAGAUCUAUAGACUCAACUCUUCUAUCACCCAAAGAUAAAAUACUGUACAGUAUCACAAACUGCAAAGUAAUAAAGGAGCAACCUUUUCUAGAGGUUCUGCCAUCAUUCAUUGAAGUUGAAUUGGGUUGGAAACCACCGCCAGAACCUGCUUGCAAUGCAUCGUCAGAUUGCCGUGAUUGGCCCUAUACUUCCUGUAAAAAGAAAAGGGGUGGUGAAAUGAGGUGCAUUUGUGGAUCAAAAUACCAUUGGGAUGGCUGGAACUUGAAAUGUACCAAAAAAGUGGCUUCCCCUCUCAAGAUAGUGCUACCUUGCAUAGCUGGUGCAUUGGCCAUUGUUCUUAUUUGUGGCAUAUUAUUGAAACGGAGAGGUAGAGAACUGGGUUCCGUUGAGUUCAAGGGGAAUGAUUCUGAAGGCAUAGAUGUGCCCUUUUUCGUCUGGGAAAGUAUACUAGCUGCUACAAACAACUUUUCAGACUCAAAUAUGCUUGGGAAAGGAGGAUUUGGUGCUGUGUAUGAGGGAAUGCUUCCAGAUGGAAAGAGAGUUGCUGUAAAGAGGCUCUCAAGUGUAUCCGUGCAGGGUGUUGAGGAAUUUAGAACUGAGGUUGAGUUGAUUGCCAAACUCCAACAUCGUAAUCUUGUAAGACUUCUUGGAUAUUGUGUAAAAGCAGAUGAGAAGAUUUUAGUCUAUGAAUAUAUGCCUAAUGGAAGCCUUGACUCUUUUUUGUUUGAUGAAGCAUGCUCUAUGUCCUUGGAUUGGAAGAAGCGUUUUGACAUUAUUUUAGGAAUAGCUCGAGGACUUCUUUACCUUCACCAUGAUUCAAGACUUAGAAUCAUCCAUCGUGAUCUCAAACCAAGCAAUAUUUUACUCGAUGAGGAAUUCAAUCCAAAAAUAUCAGACUUUGGCAUAGCAAAAAUUGUUGGAGGGAAAGAAACAGAAGCAAGCACAAACAGAGUAGUUGGGACAUAUGGUUAUAUGUCUCCUGAGUAUGCAUAUGAAGGGCUCUUCUCCGUCAAAUCUGAUGUUUUCAGUUUUGGUGUGGUUAUACUGGAGAUUUUAACCGGUAGAAGAAAUUCAAGAAAAUUUAAGUUUGAACUUGGUGCCAGUCUAUUGGGACAUGCCUGGAAAUUGUGGAAGGAAGAUAGACAAUUGGAAAUCGUUAACCAAACACUCAACGACUCCUGCAAUACAUCUAAUGUAAUGAAGUGCAUACAUGUCGGUUUGUUAUGUGUACAAGAAGAUCCCAAUGAUCGUCCCACGAUGUCAUCUGUGUUUCUGAUGCUAAGCAGUGAAAAUGUUUGUCUUCCCAUGCCAAAACAACCGGCUUUCGUUUGUUGGAAACCUUUAUCCGAAACUGCCUCAUCUUCCAGUCUGCAAGUUUCAAGCUUGAAUGAACUUACCAAUACUGUAUCUUCAGAAGGCCGGUAACUGACAUUUUUCCAUGUGUUUAUUUUUAUGACCAUAGUUUAUAAGGUCAGUCCAAUAAUGUUGAUUAAGGUUUUAAUAUUGUCAUAAAAUGGGCGUAGUUCUGGUGAAGAUUUUGUCUUCAUUCCUUGGUAGCAUAGUGAAAAAAUGAGGCAUAUGUUACCGUAUUCGUAUCGGUUAAAGUUCAUUGGAUAUCUCAUAAUCUUAACUGAAAUUUGACAUUUUAUGCUCUUUGAAUAGAAGGAAUAAAGUAUGUAAGCUUCAUCUGAAUUUUGGUGUAGUCAGAUUCAUUUUGAGGCAUGCUUGUAUUGAGUUUAAAUAUCUAAUGGUAAAUAAAAGUCAAAUCAAUCAAAAAAUCAAAAAGUUAUCCAAAGUCUUUUGUAAAGCACACCCAUAUUUAUAUCAAUUAUCAAAUACUUUGUUUCUUUAUACUUUAAAGUUACAAUCUGACAUUUAGGCUCUAUUUUGUUUACCUUAAGAAAAAUACUUCCUCAUAUUCACUUAAAGUGUUUCAUUUGACUUUUCACUAUUUUUAGAUGGUCAAAUGUACCACAUGUAAAAGAUAAUGAAUCUAGUUUUAUAAAUUUUAAUAGGGGUAAAUUGGGGUUAGUUUGUGUAAAGGUGUGAAAAAAGUUAAGUUUAGUAAAGAUAAAUUGACAAAAUUAAUAUAUCAAAAAUAGAAAUGAGACAUUUAAGGUGACUUGACCAAAUAUGGAAAUGAGACACUUAAGGUAAAUAUGAGGAAGUAAGUAAUUAGUAUAAAAUAAUUUUAUCCGUAAAAAUUAAUUUUAAUCAGAAAAAAUCAAUAAAAAUGAGCAAAAAUCAGUUAUAUUCAGUAAAAAUAAGUUAUACUAUUAUUAAUUAGUUAUAAUCAGUAUUAAUCAAAUUGGGAUAUUGGCCGCUAAAAUAUGUACUUGACUAAUUAAAUACCUGCCUUUUCAAAUACUUGAAAAGUUGGGUACCAAAAUAAACACCCUAAUUACGACCAUUUCCGCAUAUAUGUAUGACCAUUAACGCAAAUGCACGCGAGUCAAGCUUACUUUCAAGUAAAAAGAUAAAAAAUCACGUACGGCCUACCAGUGUUCGUCCGGCUUAAGGUUAUUAAUUAAUCCUCCGACUGGCCCUUUUUUACAACAACCAUUCAUUUCUGACAUGAACGAUAAAACAAGUUUUAUAGCGCGAAUCCUUCCACUGGGUAUAAUACCACCUUCUGGACUCUGGAGACCUCAUCGUGCCUGCAUUAUUCAAUCGGAUAAUCGAAAUUGGAAUCGACCUAUUAUUCAAUCACGGAAUCGAAAAUGGAAUUGAAGUUCAAGAUUUUAUUAGGGUUUUUGUUCGAUUAUUUUGGGUCGAAAUUCAAAUAACAAAUAUGAUACUGACGUUGAUUGUUCGAUCUUCUAGGGUCCAGAUUUAAAGAACAAGUUUAUUGUUUGAUUAUUAUGGAUCGGAAUGCAAAGAGCAAAUAUGAUGAGGAAGUUGAUUGUUCGAUUAUUAAGAGUCGAAAUACAAAGAACAAAUAUGAUACGAUUGUCGAUAUACUUGCGUCGUUUUCGUGGCCUUCGAAUUCUGCGCUAAUUCGGUAAAAAAUAAAAUAAAGCUGAUUGAAUUAGCGACGGUUCUCUUCUCACAUGUGAUGCUCUAAUGGUGAUUGUCUUCAAGCUUUCCAAUUCAUCUAGUCUAAAUGGCAGGUACCCAGUUUCUGAACGAAUGUGUUCGAUAAAUUGCCUAAAAACUUCAAGCCAGCUUCGGAAUCAUUGUGACUGAUCUGAACUGUACUCUAAAUAAAUCAAGCAGUAGUCAAUUUCCAUGAUUAUGGAGACAAAAUCCGCUCAUGAUAAUUACGUGAUCAACAAUACCUUCAUUCUUUUUUUUUUUUAUUUUGUUUAGAAGGAUUUUUUUUACUUUUGACAUAUCAUGAUAUAGAUAUCAAAAUUUAAAUUA
Messenger RNA from Amaranthus tricolor (Joseph's coat), 5496 nucleotides. Its product is annotated as G-type lectin S-receptor-like serine/threonine-protein kinase At4g03230. The record is from RefSeq and is a predicted model, not a curated record. The coding region runs from base 670 to 3558 and encodes 962 amino acids. Gene Ontology annotation, biological process: recognition of pollen; protein phosphorylation. Gene Ontology annotation, molecular function: protein serine/threonine kinase activity; ATP binding. NCBI's taxonomy places the organism in Eukaryota, Viridiplantae, Streptophyta, Magnoliopsida, Caryophyllales, Amaranthaceae. The transcript has 8 exons.